GUUGGUUAUAUACAUGUAGGUAUAGCUUCGAUCUUGCCAUAUCUCAUUUAUUGUUUCUGCCUUGGUACCAAAGUGUGUACUGCUGUCAUUCUCAAUGUGUUUGAAUCCGUGGAUUUGAGAUUUGGAUCCGGUGGGGUUGGUCCCCAGAUAAUAGAUGGCUUGGUUUAGCGGGAAAGUUUCUUUAGGAGGCUUCCCUGAUCUGGCUGGGGCAGUGAAUAAGCUCCAGGAGAGCGUGAAGAAUAUAGAGAAGAAUUUUGAUAGUGCUCUCGGGUUUGAAGAGAAGUCCAAUAAUGAGGGUUCUAGCAGUGAAGCUUCAGGUUUAUGGUCUUCUGCAACUGAGAGGAAAACACUUUUUGAUCCUGUUAUGGCCUUUAUGGGGCAUAGGAAUGAAGAAAAUGCUGUAUUAUCAUCUGUAUUAUCACCAGAAAGAACUGGGUCUUUGGAGCAUCCAUCUAUGGUUGAGGGAGCAGGAGGUGAAAUCGACAGUUUGGCACCUAAACAAAUAACUUCCGAGGAUGAAGAGCAAGUUCCCAAAGUACGAGAAGCUGAUGAACCAGAGCUCGCAGAAGUAGCCAUUAACAUGGUUACAAAUCCAGAUAAAGCUGAGUUCGCCCCUGAUAAUGUUGACUUACCAGGUUCACAAACAAUGUCAACUGAGCCUCCUGAAUUUGCUGCUCAUGAUGUUAGGCUCUCAGAUUCCAUUGACAAUCAAGAGAAAGAUACCUUAGAAGUGGCUCCAUGUAAGGAUCCGGAGUUGGUGGAGGCCAAGCCAGAAUCUGUUGAGGCAGAACAAGUUGGAGCUCUUGUCUUUAUGCCAGAACAGGUGCAUAUUGUUGUUGAUGCACCUGAGGAUGUCGACAAACAUGCGGCAACAGAUAAAGAAGUAGUAGGAGAAAAUUCUCCAGUUAGAGCCGAAGUGUCAAGUGAUAGCUCUCAUGGAGAGAGAAAUGAGUCUUCUGGUUCUCUUUCUAUUGGUAUUGAGGAGGCUGGGCAUGCUCAUGAUAUUUCUUUGCGAAAUGCACUUCCUUUAAAUGAGGCCUCAGAGAUCAUUCCGAAGUCUGUUCCUGAAACUGAUGAAACAAUUGAAGCAGUUGAAGUAGAUCCUCAAACAAAUGAUAGCGAAACAGACGAAGGCCAACAUGUAAGCUCAGCAACUAAUAUACCUGAUUCUCUAGGCCCCAAACUUGAGCUGGAGAAGGCAAAGAAGGAGAUGAAAAUGAUGGAAACUGCAUUGCAAGGUGCUGCAAGGCAGGCACAGGUACUUAAUUUGCAUCUUUACAUGGUAGAUGGUAGUUUGGUAGUUGAUUAAUCAUUUUGGUUUUUU
Carica papaya (papaya) is the source of this 1324-nucleotide messenger RNA. The record is from RefSeq and is a predicted model, not a curated record. NCBI's taxonomy places the organism in Eukaryota, Viridiplantae, Streptophyta, Magnoliopsida, Brassicales, Caricaceae.